GUAAGAGUAGGAUGCAUGCCAAUCCCUUCGCAUGCCUUCCUCUUCCAACGGGUGCUGCCUCCAGCUUUUCCUUGCUACUCGCUCCAGAGUCGUCAGCUUUGCACACCCGCCAGAAUCGGCGGAGGUGAUGCCAGUUUCAAUGUGGACACUGCGGGAUGGGGACAGCGUGUGGGCAGUGUUCAAGUCACACGAAGAGGCAUGUCGAGCGUUGUCGUUGUCGAGCGCUGUGCCGGCCCUCGACGUCGACCUCGAGCCAUUCAACAAGCUCCGCAGAUUCCAUUUCAAGACCCAGGCGCUCGUCCCGCCACCACCACCACCACCACCAUCAGCCAUGCUUGAAUAUGUGCCCAAUGACUAUACCCUUUCUUCCAACCCACCCAAUCCACGUACCAGCUUCAGACUUGGCGAUUGGAUCUGCAGUACCCCGAAAUGUGCCGCACAUAAUUUUGGACGCAACUUGGCUUGUAUCGGCUGUGGCUGCCCUCGCUCCAGCCCAGCCCCGCUCUACCAAGCACCUCUGCCCCCGCCGACCCCGACAUUGCCUUCUCCUCGCUUCCAGCCACCGCCACCAGUGUCCCCAGCUUAUUCGCCCCAGUCUCCAGCCUUUCCACCGUCUCCAGCGCCCGCAAAGUCUGUACAUCCCUUGCUCACACCCUCUGGACGCGCCUUUGCCGUCGGUGGCAAGGUCCAAAAUAUCUCCAGCGACCCUCUGUCCCCGUGCAUCAUGUACUGGCCUGACAAUGAACCCUUUCCAGAGCAAGGUCAGAUCCGACCCAGCGCUCUCGUAGGCAUUCCACAGCCACCCAUCCUGAACACCGGGAACCGAGGACCCAUCUCUCACCAACCCGGCGAUUGGAUUUGUCAAAAAUGCAACUAUCUCAACUGGAGACGCAGAAAAGUUUGCCAGACGUGUCUUCCCUACGCCGAAGGAAAUGGCGAUUCCAUUUCUGCAGCCGUCCAGGCCGAGCGAAUCGCCCUUCUCACUUCUGUUCUCGCACAGACACACGACCCUAUCCCUGUCCGCUCUCAUUCACUCACUCCCCCCCAGGCCCACCGACCGUUCAUCAAUACCUCACCGCCACAACACUCGCGUGGCCACGUUCAUCGCUCCCACAGCCAGUUUGAACUCGGCACCCAGUACAAUACAUAUCCCAUCUACCAGACUUCUGGUCAUCGCGAGCUCCAUGCUCCUGCACCCCUGCUCCCGUCCUUCCUCCAGGAUAUCGUCCAGAGCCCCAUGCUCUCCCCCGUCUCAACCUCUUCUGCAGAUCUCAGCUUUGACGAAUACGAGGAGCGCAUAAGUCUCCCCACUAACAAUAUCUGGCGCAUGGACGGCGAAGAAACAAAGUCCCUUGCAGCAUUCGGCGCAAGCCGCAAAAGUAGCCUUGAAAAUAUCGUACUCUAAUCUCGUUAUAUCCAUUAAUUUAUCUUGGACUUGGCCGGACUGUCGGUUGGAACAUUGUGAUUCUUGGGAAACGCGUAAAUGUAUCAGACUUAAUCUUCCCCACCCCUUUUUUUUGCCCUUUUUUUUUUGAAAACUCUGGAUUGCAAUCGUCGUAUAUAUAUACUUUUAUGUAUCACAGAUAUCUCUAUCUUGGAACAAAUAGCAUGUGCUUGUUAGAUUCGAUCA
Messenger RNA from Guyanagaster necrorhizus, 1630 nucleotides. RefSeq lists its product as uncharacterized. The transcript has 10 exons. Bases 140 to 1405 code for a protein of 421 amino acids. The record is from RefSeq and is a predicted model, not a curated record. NCBI's taxonomy places the organism in Eukaryota, Fungi, Basidiomycota, Agaricomycetes, Agaricales, Physalacriaceae. Gene Ontology annotation, molecular function: mRNA binding.